Coniosporium apollinis CBS 100218 is the source of this 3036-nucleotide messenger RNA. RefSeq lists its product as uncharacterized. Gene Ontology annotation, molecular function: K48-linked deubiquitinase activity; cysteine-type deubiquitinase activity; cysteine-type carboxypeptidase activity. The coding region runs from base 1 to 3036 and encodes 1011 amino acids. The transcript has a single exon. Gene Ontology annotation, biological process: protein K48-linked deubiquitination. The record is from RefSeq and is a predicted model, not a curated record. Gene Ontology annotation, cellular component: cytosol; cell periphery. NCBI's taxonomy places the organism in Eukaryota, Fungi, Ascomycota, Dothideomycetes.
AUGGUGAUGAAAAGCAACGAGAGGCCGGACUUGGUCCCUCGACCCCUCCAACAGGCCGCAAACAAUCCACCAUAUCCUACCACUCCCAACACCGACAUGCCUCCUACCUUCCUCGACGGUGCUCAGGGUAGCCGGCCAUCUGCAGAGUUCCCCACACCCGGCUUCAAGGAUGGCGGGGCAGCUUCCGCUCCGCGGUCUAGGAGCAACUCGGACGUCGGUUCUGUUGAUACAUGGGACACGGAUGACGGUGAGGACGCAGCAGACCAUACACCGGAAGACCUGCCCGCGCCGCUCAAGGUUGCCCAGGGUCAGCGUCCAGCCAGCCGAGACGAGAAUGGUUUACCAGCAGCUCUACGAGUAGGGCCUCCCGAUGGCGUACCGAGGAGAUCACAGGAGAGCCAAAGGUCGGACGGGGUUCGACCAAUCUCUCCCAAUGUUACAGGGAGCUCAUACCGCGAGCCAAUCCCUCUCCAGUCCCAGAACCCUUACUUGCGAAUGCAGUCAACCGGGCAGUCAAGCUAUGGGGUUGAAAGCAGCGCCUCAAUAUGGGGCGAUGUGCCUGCGUCGGCGCCAGUAGCCUCUCAGAUCAAUGCCCAGCCUGUGGAGUUACCGUCAGACCGCUCGCCGGUAGAGGGCGUGUCCAAGUUGUCGCUCAACACACAGUCAGGCACCAGCUCCGGCCAAGCAAUGCCGCCGUCACCUGCCUCGAAGCAGCCACCCUUGAUACCGGUAGAGACAGAAAGACCGUCGCCGGAACCGAGGCACCAUUCGAAUGCCUCCAGCGCAUGGGAUCCGGGGAUGGAUAUCUCUUCACUGGAUGCAUUCACAUCGAGGAACCAUCGGCUACCUUCAGGACAGUCCGAUAGCCCCCAACAACUCCACCGCACCUGGCAGGAGCAACAAGCUUGGGAGCAGAAAGAAAGGGAGAGGCGGGAGAUGGAGGCAGCGGCUGCGACAGAGCGUGCCGCGAAAGCCGAGCAGGAACGGAAGGCAGAAGAAGAGUGGCACAGGGGUGAACAAGCUGCGAUAACAAACCUGGACCAUACUGUGCCUGCACAAGAAAUCGCUCCAGAGCUGCCGCCACGGACGUCUACAGAAGGGGUACCGCAGCCGAAGCCUCCGCGGCCACAAGUAGACGUCGGGCUUAACGGUCCUGCAUCCAGUAGGCCAGAAGUGGAGACUCCGAUAACCAGAGCCAACAGGCAAAGGAAGGAGCAUUACCAGAUUAAGCACAUCCAUUGGUAUGAUGCGAAUAAGCGCAGUCUCAGGCCGGCACCGAUUCUCAUCCAGAACGCCAAUGGCCCGUGUCCCCUGCUUGCACUAGUCAAUGCCUUAGUCUUAACGACACCCGCUGGUGAAGAAACAGCUCUGAUUGAGACUUUGCGAACGCGGGAGCAGGUGUCCCUGGGCUUGCUCUUGGAUGCAGUCUUCGACGAGCUGAUGUCCGGACGUAGAGGUGGAGCUGCGCAAGAGCUGCCGGAUGUAGGCGACCUGUACGGGUUUUUGAUCACAUUGCACACUGGCAUGAAUGUCAAUCCGCGAUUUGUUGCGCCGAAGGCCGCCCCAAACCUGAUGGACUCGAGCGCGGCCGCAUUAGCUGACGUCCACCCGGCGCUUCGUGGCCAAGCAAGAACAGGUGGUUUCGAGGAGACGAAGGAAAUGCGGCUGUACAGCACGUUUAGCAUACCACUCAUCCACGGUUGGAUUCCCCCGAGCGAGUCGGGCGCAUAUGCAGCUUUUGAGAGAUCGGCAAGAACGUUCGAGGACGCCCAAAACAUUCAGUUCAGGGAGGAAGAGCUGGAACACAAAUUGCAGUCGCACGGUCUCUCGCCUGAAGAGCAGAAUCUUUAUGAAGACAUCCACUGCAUUAAAGACUUCCUAGAGAGGUGGCCCACCCAGCUGACCGACUACGGGCUUGAAACAAUCUCCAAAACCCUCCAGCCGGGACAAGUAGCUAUCCUGUUCCGCAACGACCACUUCUCCACGCUCUACAAGGAGCCUCGGACACAUCAGCUGCUAACCCUCGUCACCGACGCCGGCUACUCAACUCACGACGAGAUCGUCUGGGAAAGCCUAGUCGACGUGAAUGGCCAAGGCAGCGAGCUCUACUCCGGCGACUUCCGACCCGUAGGCGGCGCCUCAGACUCCACUCCCGCAGGCCCGCGAACAAGCUCCCAGCAGCAGCGACCAGUGCAAAGCAUGCUAGACGUCGGCGACAGCGGCUGGACCACCGUACAGUCCCGCAACCGCAAACCCACACCAAGCACGGUAUCCAACGCCUCCACCUCCGCCCAACAAACCGGCGUAGUAGGCGGCACAAGCCAGUCCGGCACAACCGCCCCGCAGAGCUCCUCCGCCAACAUCAUCGGCGUCAAACAAGCCAAAUCCACCCUCUCAAAAGCCGAGCAAGAAGACCACGACCUCGCCCUCGCGCUCCAGCUCCAGGAAGAAGAAGAAGACCGCCUGCACCGCGAGACCGAGGCGCGUCGCCGGCGCGAAGACCAGCUGACGCAGCAGCUCCUCAGCCAUGAAAACAACGACCACGAGGCUAUCCGCAACACGAACCAGAACCGGCGGCCGCAGGGCCAGGAGAUUCGCCCGCUUAUCCCGCCGCGACGGUCUGGGAAUGUUGGUCGGCAGAGCGGAGGUGGGGCGACAGGGCAGAGGGACGACCUUCCGCCUCCAACCUACGAACAAGCCGCCUCCGGCACGCCGUAUCACCCGCCACGAGGCCAUCCCGCGAGUCCGCACGCGCCGAUCAGCAGACCAUCUGGCCCCGGUGGCGCCACCGGCGGGGGCGGGAGGCAGCAGAGCGCGUAUAUGCAGCAGGCGGCUUCGACGCAGCCGAUGCAGCCACCGAUGUUGGAUGCAGGGAGGAGGAGGAGCUCGAGGCCGCUUGUGGAGCAGGUACCGAGUCAUUCAAGCGCGGGGCCGGGACCGGGGCCGGGGCCGGGGAGGAGGGUUAGUGGGGCGCAAGGAGUUGGGAGACCGGGGGGUGGAAACGUGGAGAAGGAGGAGAAGUGCGUUGUCAUGUAG